AUGAACUUCUGUCGACAGAAGUUGCAUAGCUUGUGUCAGCGGGUGGGGCGGGCUUUGACACAGACACCCCCAGCAUUAGCUGUUGGCCAUGAGCACAGCUGCUCAAAUAACCCCAGAACCUUCUCCCCUGUCUCGGGGUUUGGCGUGACUGCCCUACCACAUCGGGUGGCCUCCCUGGAGGCCUCCCACCGGGGGCCCCAGUCCUACCACAACACUGUCACAGCAGCGGUUGGAGACUCGUCCCACGCCCAGAUGCUGCCUGCUAAGUGUCAGGAGGCUGAGACCUGUGGCCCCACCAUGGACCCAGAGGGCAGCAGCUUCCUGAAGGAAGCCAUCAGGUACCUGCUGUGCACGCUGAGCAGGGAGGACCUGCGGCUCCUGCUGACGGAAGCUCAGGCCUGGGCGGCGUUUGUGGCUGAGGCCCACUUGUCCAGGGAGGAGGCAGAAGCGCUGUGUGCAAGACUGAGUGAGCUGAGAACAAGCAAGGCCCCAGGUGACGACAGGCACCAACAAGAGCAGGAGUGUAGAGCCUUGUUUGCGAGCACGUUUCCUCAGUUGAAGGACCAGCUAGAGCCACUUACAAAGCUCAUAGGUCAGCUCCGUGGACUAGCAGGCAGGGCUGACAAGGUGCACAGAUACUGUGCCAUCACCAAUGUGGUGGCCAGAUGCACUAGCGGGGUGUCUGGUGCCAUGACCAUAGCUGGGCUGAUUCUUGCAUCCUUCACAGCAGGGGUCAGUGUGGCACUAACAGGCACUGGGCUGGGGCUGGGAUUCUUAUCCGCUGGCAUCUUUGUGAUCACCAGCGUCGUGGAACACGAAAUCAUGUCCUCUAUAGAAGCUGAAGCCAAUAGGCUGGAGUCAGGUGGUUCCAGCAUCAAGAAGAAGCUCGAAGAAGACCAGGCACUUCCGCGAAGGUCCUCAGGGGAACCUGAUAUUGAUGUCUUCAGAGGUUGCAGGGUCAUUUGCGCCCUCAGGGUGGGGAACAACAGCCUUGGCGUCACAGACAAAGCCAUUGGCCGCAUCGGCAUGCUGGCGCAGAUAUUUCUUGGAAUCAAAAGUAAGGUGAUGGGAAUAGGAGCCCUGGCCCUGGGUGUUAUCUUCACAGUUGGCUUCCUGGUGCUGGACAUGUACAACAUUAAGCAAGACUCAGAAGAGCUGGUACAAGGGGCAAAGUCAGAGUCUGGUGAGAAGCUGAGGCAGAAGGCCCAGUAUCUGCAUAAGGUGCUGGAGGAGCUCAAACCCAGGUUUCUCUCCAAGGACUCGCGACCCCUGAGCCGGGAGCAGCAGAAAGCACCUGGAGGCCCGCUGCGGUCCCUGCGCGGCCCCCCGCGGCCAUGGGACCCUGGGCCCGUCUCCUCCAGGGACAUUGGCCCGGAGGAGCCAGAUUCGCUGCGUGCAAAACUCAGUGAGCGGAAGACAAUCCGGGGCCCCGGCGACAACAUGUCCGACCGAGAGCAGAAGUGCAGAGCAGUGUUAUUGAAGAUGUUUCCUCCAUUGAAGGAUGAGAUUGAGAAGCUCAUAGGUCAGAUCCACUGGCUCGCUGACUGGGCCAACAAGGUGCACAGAGACUGUGCCAUCGCCAAGGUGGCAGCCAGCACCUCGGGCGUCGUGUCUGGUGUCACGACCAUAGUUGGCUGUGCUCUUGCCCCCUUCACAGCAGGGGCCAGUCUGGCCGUGACGGCCACUGGGCUGGGGCUGGGAGUAUUAUCCGCUGGCACCUCUGUGACCACCAGCCUCGUGGAACAAAAAAACCUGUCAUCUAUCCAAGAUGAAAUCCGUAACUUGGAGUCAAGUGUUUCCAGCAUCAAGAGCAGGAUCAAAUGUUUCUUUGCAGCCUUACAAGAGAUUUCAGAAAAUUCUGAACGGGAGGAACUAGCCACGUUUGAGGAAUAUGUCAAGCGUCUUCGAGAGUUGGGCUUAAUAGACAAAUGCUUUGGUGCUUUUGGCCAAGGCUUCGCUCGGGCUGCCGGCUUGGCACAACUACUGUUUGGAGCCACUGCUAAGGAGAUGGGAAAAGCAGUCCCGGUCCUGGGUGGAAUCUUCUCAGCCGGCUUCAUCGGGGUAGACGUGGUCAACCUUGUCCGAGACUCAAAGGAGCUGCAUCAAGGGACAAAGUCAGAGUUGGGGGAAAAGCUGAGGGAGCAUGCCCAGAACCUGGAGAAGCUGCUGGAGGAGCUCAACAGCUUCUACAAGAGUCUGCAAAGGAAGACGGGGGCGCACCCACAGGCGGGACAGCCUCUCCCGGGGCCCCAGUCUGUCCCUGCAGUUCUCUCCAAGGACUCGCGACCCCUGAGCCGGAAGCAGCAGAAAGACAACGAUUACUUUCUGGAGAAUUCCAUUGUUUAUAUCCUGGACACACUGAGCAAUGAGGACCUACACAAGCUGUUGAGUGAUGCUCAAGUCUGGGAGGAAUUUGUGGCUGAGGCUGUUUUGUCCAGGGAUGAAGCAGAUGUGAUAUAUGACGUUCUGAGUGCUCUUACAGACACAGACAUGGAAGAUAAAAAUGAGCAGGAGUUUAGGAAGCACUUUCUGAAAACAUACCCUCAGAUGAGACAACAGCUUGAAGAGUACAUAGCACAGCUCUAUGAAUUGGCAGCCAGGGCCGACAAGGUGCACAGAGACUGCAUCAUCGCCAACGUGGUAGCCAACUCUACAACCAUUGUGUCUGGCAUCCUCACCAUCGUUGGCUUGAGUCUGGCACCAGUGACAGCAGGGGCCAGUCUGGCACUGACAGCAACCGGAGUGGGACUGGGGACAGCAGCUACUGUGACCACGGUGUCCACCAGCAUCGUGGAACAGGUGAACAAGUCAUCUGUAGAAGCUAAAGCUAAUACCCUGUCAGCUGAAGUCAAAGUAGAGGACCUAAUCAAGGAUGUUCUAUGUGACAACACAUUCAAGAUAGUUUCCACAGGAAAGGAUCUUUGCGAAGGCGUGGGCAGCAUUAUGAAGAACGCCCGCGCCAUCAGGUUGGUCCAAGCUAAGCCUCAUCUAGCCCGUGCCUCAUGCCUCACGUCUGGUGGGAAAAUUUCAGCCCAAAGUGCCAAGCAAGUUGAGAAGGCCUUUGAAGGCACUGCUUUGGCGAUGAACAGAGGAGCCCGGAUCUUGGGUACAGUCACCACAGGUGUCAAUGUUCUGAUAGCUGUGGCCAGGCUAGUGCAAAACUCAAAGGACUUGCAUGAAGGGGCAAAGACAGAGUCAGCAGAAAACCUGAGGCAGAAGGCCCAAGAGCUGCAGGAGAAGUUGGAAGAGCUGAACCAGGUCUACGAGAACCUGCUGUAGUGUCUGAUUCUAG
This is a messenger RNA of Condylura cristata (star-nosed mole), 3292 nucleotides long. RefSeq lists its product as uncharacterized. Gene Ontology annotation, molecular function: lipid binding. The transcript has 10 exons. The record is from RefSeq and is a predicted model, not a curated record. Lineage: Eukaryota; Metazoa; Chordata; Mammalia; Eulipotyphla; Talpidae. Gene Ontology annotation, biological process: lipid transport; lipoprotein metabolic process. The coding region runs from base 1 to 3279 and encodes 1092 amino acids. Gene Ontology annotation, cellular component: extracellular region; membrane.